UUUAAGAUAAUUUUGUGUUGUUGCUAAGCUUGUCUUGUUUUUGUCAGAAAUUCUAAAGGGUGGUAAAGAAAUAAAAAGUCACAAGUUUUCUAUACUAAAGUUCAUUUUAAUUCCAGCUGGCAUUAACUUUUCCACGUAUGCGUACACGUGGAGCUGUGAUAACAACGUCGCGUGUCAGUCACCACAAGGGCUCCCCGCGGAGAGAAUCACCGGCUAUUUCCAGUUACUUUUUCAAUAUGCUCUUCUUUUGCUUCCACGUCAUUCUCUGUAUAUUUCCUUGUCACGGUCCUUUCUCAAUCUCUUAUUUCUGAAUACUAUAAAUUACCUCAAAACAAAAAAAAGGAAAAACCAAAAAAACGUAAAGAGAAGGAGAAAGAAAGAGAGAGGAGAAGUGAUUCUCUUUAUUUUUUUUUGUUUUUGUGAUUGGAGCUUUAAUAUAUCCGUAAUCCGAAUACAUUGUUGAUUUCUAUGAGAUGAGAACCGGCGGCUUGGAAAUGAUGCACUCUUCGUCGGCGAUUUUGUCGUCGUCCUCUUCGGCGGCAGCGGUCAUAGCGCUUAACCUGAAGGAGGCGACGAAUUGGUGGUCGGACGUCAACGAAUCUCCGGUCUGGCAGGACCGUAUCUUCCAUAUCCUCGCUGUUUUAUACGCAAUCGUUUCCGUCAUUGCUGUGAUUCAAUUGGUAAGAAUACAAUUGAGAGUUCCAGAAUACGGCUGGACGACGCAGAAAGUCUUUCACUUUCUCAAUUUCGUGGUGAACGGAGUCCGAGCUCUGGUUUUUAUCUUCCGGCGGGAUGCACAGGAAAUGCAGCCAGAGAUUCUGCAACAUAUCUUGCUUGACAUUCCGAGUCUUGCUUUCUUCACUACGUAUGCGCUUCUAGUCCUCUUUUGGGCAGAGAUUUACUACCAGGCACGUGCUGUGUCCACUGAUGGACUGAGGCCAAGUUUCUUCACAAUUAAUGCAGUUGUAUACGUAGUUCAGAUUGCUCUAUGGUUGGUCAUGUGGUGGAAGCCUGUUCAACUUAUGGUAAUCAUUUCUAAGAUGUUCUUUGCAGCCGUGUCAUUGUUCGCGGCCCUUGGCUUUUUAUUAUAUGGAGGAAGGCUUUUCCUAAUGCUGCAACGGUUUCCAGUAGAGUCCAAGGGGAGGCGCAAGAAGCUGCAAGAGGUCGGUUACGUGACAACCAUAUGCUUUACGUGUUUCCUCAUCAGGUGUAUCAUGAUGUGCUUUGAUGCGUUCGACGAUGCAGCAGAUCUUGAUGUCUUGGAUCACCCCAUCCUAAACUUCGUAUAUUACCUGUUGGUGGAGAUAUUGCCUUCUUCUCUGGUCCUCUUUAUCCUAAGAAAGCUUCCACCAAAACGCGGAAUCACACAGUACCAUCAGAUCCAAUGAACGGAGAUUGUAUCCCAUGAAAAUGGAUGCAGACAAUCACUUACUGAACAAUACAAGGAAGGAGAGAAAAAACAUGACAAAUUGCUGAAAAAGGGUCCAAAUUUGAUCUCUUUUUUCUUUUCGUUUAAAAAGCAGGAGUUAAUAUCGUCUAGGCGUUAACUGUAGGGAGUACUUGUUCCUUUCAGUGAUAAAAAAAAAAUGUACAUGUAAGGGAUUUGCAGAGAACAAUGUGUUGUGAUUCCUAUUUAACUAAUUGGUUAACUAUGUAGACUCUCUUGUUUUUACUAAACUAAUUCAAAGUGAAAAUAAAUGCAAUUAAUCGCUUUUGACUGGUUGGUCUUUUUGCUACCGGUCUUUUCCUCCA
This is a messenger RNA of Thlaspi arvense, 1752 nucleotides long. The record is from the annotation of a GenBank genome assembly. NCBI's taxonomy places the organism in Eukaryota, Viridiplantae, Streptophyta, Magnoliopsida, Brassicales, Brassicaceae.